Penicillium nucicola is the source of this 2040-nucleotide messenger RNA. Its product is annotated as T6SS phospholipase effector Tle1-like catalytic domain-containing protein. NCBI's taxonomy places the organism in Eukaryota, Fungi, Ascomycota, Eurotiomycetes, Eurotiales, Aspergillaceae. The transcript is spliced from 2 exons. The coding region runs from base 1 to 2040 and encodes 679 amino acids. The record is from RefSeq and is a predicted model, not a curated record.
AUGGCGCACGGGUAUGGACAUCAAGGGCCGUCAGGCAUGCCAAAGCAGUUCGUGCUCUGUUUCGAUGGCACGGGAAAUAAGUUUGCCGGUGACGAGUCCGACAGCAAUGUGCUCAAGAUUUUUCGCAUGCUUGAUCGCAGCCAAAGCCACCAGUACCAUUACUACCAGCCUGGUAUUGGCACAUAUGUGACCUCCAAGUCACUCUCCAGUCACGGCCGCAUCCAGCGUAUCAAGUCUGCAUAUCAAAAGGCCAAGGACUCGGCGGUCGGGUCCUCUUUUGACGAGCAUGUCAUGGGUGGGUACAAGUUCUUGAUGCGAUACUAUUCCCCAGGCGACGAGAUCUUUUUCAUCGGCUUUAGUCGCGGCUCAUAUAUCGCGCGAUUCUUGGCCGAAAUGCUUGACUAUAUCGGUCUGCUCGAAGCUGGAAAUGAAGAACUGGUCCGUUUUGCGUGGAAGACAUUCGCGAAAUGGCAGCAGCGAUCCGACGACACAGAAGAGGAACGCGAAGAGAAGAAGAAACUCUUCGCCUAUAUGAAGGCCUUCCGUGAAACUUUCAGUCGUCCGAUCUCGCGUAUCCGUUUCAUGGGUCUGUUUGAUACUGUGAACAGUGUGCCGCGCUUUGAGUCCGCGUGGAUGCAGCGCACCAAGUUCCCCUAUACAGCACGCAGUUCAGCCAAGAUUAUUCGCCAUGCCGUGGGAAUUGAUGAGCGCCGUGCCAAGUUCCGUCAAGAUCUGAUCUCUGGUCCUCGCCCUCGCGGACAGAAGCACCACCGUCACCGUCCCCACAUGCCCAAGAAUCCGCUUGAGAGUCACAUGGAGCGUCACCGUGAUGCCCAGCAUCAUCUGCAUCUCUUCCACCAAGACCAUAAAGAGCAAAAGGAUGAGAAGAACGAUGAGCACUCUGGUGCUGUUCCAUCUAUCCGUUUCAACGACGGCUCCGAAGAGGAAAAGAAAGACCCUACGACUGCCGCGCCUGAGCUUCAACUUCCCGGAUGGGGACCUAACACGGGGGAGUCAUACUAUCAUAGCGCGCACCACGCACACCAGAGCUCUCAACAGACCUCCCGCGCAGGAAGUGAAACCGGCGCCACACAGCCACAUGUAUACCGCGCACCAUCGCCUAGGCGCAGCCUCGCAGUGCCAAAGGCCUCAAUGGACGAUCUGCAUUCAGUACGCAGCAAAGAAUCCUGCCAAAGCGGACAAUCGAACGUUCUCUCCGUGCACAUCCCGGGAGACGAAUCCAGCGAAGACGAGGACGACCAGGAUAUCCACGAGAUCUGGUUCCCCGGCUGCCACGCAGACAUUGGCGGAGGCUGGAAGCUUCAUGACGGCGAGCUGUGGGCACUCAGCCAUGCGCCUCUGGUCUGGAUGACCCAGGAGGCACAAAAGGCCGGUCUCCAGCUGGACGAGCGCAAGAUGAAGCAGUUCCAAUGUCUCGAGGAGUAUUAUGGCGACUACACUCCCAUCCGGGAAGAGAUCAAUGCGCGCCGGCCGAGUCGCUGUGUCGAGGACCACGCCGAUGAUCCUAAUAUGUUCCGUACCGCGCCUGAUGAGAAGGAGCGCUCGGCUGCAAGCCGCGAUUUCUGGCAUGCGCUGCAUACCUCCAGUACGAAGGGUCUGAUGCACGACUGUCUGAUGUUUAACCAGGGCAUUCCUGCCAUGUCUGUUAUUACGUGGCGCAUCAUGGAGUGGUUGCCGUUCCGCCGGAUGGAUUUGCAGGCCGAUGGAUCCUGGAAGCCCAUUAGCUGGCCGCUGCCUCGUGGUGAGGUGCGUGAUGUCCCUUCUAAUGCUGAAGUUCACGUCUCUGCUAUUCGUCGCAUGCAGGCGAUGGAGGCGUACCGUCCUGGCAAUGUGAUUGUUGGUGGUGGUGGUCGCGGCAUUCGCGUUGCGCCGGCUGAGUAUGGUAUGGGUGAGUGGGUGGUUUUCAGGAAUGAGGGUGAUCCUGUGCGUGAAACUUAUAUCCGCAAGGACGUUUCUAAGUGUAAGGAAGGUGAGGAGAACGGUCAAACGAAUGGUCGGAAGACCAACCCUGUGUCCUAA